Molecule: messenger RNA, 1775 nt
Organism: Stylophora pistillata
Lineage: Eukaryota; Metazoa; Cnidaria; Anthozoa; Scleractinia; Pocilloporidae
Product: clotting factor C
Biological process (GO): proteolysis
Molecular function (GO): serine-type endopeptidase activity
Source: RefSeq, a predicted model, not a curated record
AUUACCCACAAGGCGCUAUGAUACGUUACACGUGUUUUCCUCAGUAUGAGAUUCGUGGUCCCGUGACUCGUACGUGUUUGGCCGACGGUAAAUGGAGUGGAAAGGCCCCCAAAUGUCUCACUCCGCCACGAUUUUGGCAAGUGCCGAGCAACGAGACUAUUAAAGAAACAAAAAGCGCCACUCUACUGUGUUCGGCCUCAACCUCUGAUACAAAAAUCACGUGGUACAAAGAUGACAAAGUCGUGCACAAAAGUACUUUUGCUGUCUUGUCAAGUGGUAAUCUGUUGAUUGUGUUCGUUACUCACGAGGACGAAGGCUGGUAUGUCUGUAAUGCAACGAACGAAGCAGGCACCAAACUGGCUCGCGCAUAUCUGACGGUGUUGCGAGCGCUGGACUCAGAUUGUGGUAAGCCAACCCUAACGAGACGUGGGAGAAUCGUGGGCGGUACGAAGGUGGAAGCAGGUCACAAUCCCUGGCAAGUGAGUCUGUGGAACAAGAAGGCUAACAAACACUUCUGUGGAGGAUCACUUGUGUCUGAGAGAUGGAUUGUCACUGCUGCUCACUGUCUCACUCUUGGUGGUAAGAGUCUAUUACCUAGUGAUAUUGAGGUACGCCUCGGUAAAUUGUACUCUAAAAAAGCUGAACCAUCCAGAGAACAGAUCAUUAGUCCGGACAGGAUCGUAUUUCACCAUCACUACGAUAGUGGCCGUGCCGACUACGAUGCAGAUAUCGCUCUUAUUCACCUUAAAACGGACGUCAUUUUCACUGAUUACGUCAGACCUAUCUACCUUCCUCUGCCGAGUAUAGACGAUGAUAGCGAGUUGCUUAAGACUGGCAACAUUGGGGUCAUUACAGGUUGGGGCCGAAAGAGGGAAACCGGUCGCGAGGUCCUUAGAAGAAUGCACCAAGUCAAAGUACCAAUAGUGGACCAAGUUUUGUGCCAGGCAGCACACAAGAAACAUACUGUCACAUCGAAUAUGUUCUGCGCAGGUUAUUAUAAUGGCACACUUGGUGACGCGUGCGCGGGAGACUCGGGUGGACCGCUAGCCAUCGAUAAUGGUCAAUCUGCUAGCGAUGAUGAUCAACGUUGGGUACUCGCAGGCGUCAUAUCCUGGGGAGAUGGUUGCGGUAGAAUUGGCAAAUACAGCGUCUACACUCGGGUGUCAAAGUUUGUUCACUGGAUCGAUUUUCAUGUCAGUAUGGGCUGACAAUUGAGUACGACACGGUAUUUUCUAGAAACUAGGAGUUCCAAAAGUAAUGUAAUGCGCGUUUUAAAAAAGUAAAGUCCAGUUAUUAGCUAGCAACCCUGAACGCUGUAUUCUGGCCAAAUGUCAUGGGGAACACAAUAGUUAUGGUAAAAAUUCUGAGGUAACAAAGUUGUCGAGCGGCGCAUAGCCAUAAUGAAAUAAAGUCUGUAUCAAGCUACUGACUUUAAAACUGUCUCUCAGUAACGUCAUAUGUUUUCAAAACAGCCUGGUUCUUCAUAUUCUUGCUCAGGUUAGGCCUGGGCUUCAUUAGAAAUGCAGAAUACAGCAGUUCACGUUCUGACAUUCUCAAAUCAUAACGUUGAUGCUGACCAACUGUUAGAAAUUUUGGGGUGGAAAAGUCUUUGGGGUAGGAAAAGUUAUUAUAACGACAAAUCAGAAGAAAGAAAAAUGUCUUUAAGAACCAAUGACAACUAACAGCAGAACCGAGCAAAGUGCCUAAACCGCGGGAAAACGCGGGUGACCCAAGUCGUGAUUGGUUUUAGUUUUGUAUCUGAUUGGUUGAAACCA